This is a messenger RNA of Cyclocybe aegerita, 1053 nucleotides long. Lineage: Eukaryota; Fungi; Basidiomycota; Agaricomycetes; Agaricales; Hemipholiotaceae. The record is from the annotation of a GenBank genome assembly.
AUGUCGGCAGAAGAGCAACCCCCACUCAAGCGUCCUCGUACUUCUGACGACUCCGAAGGGCCAUCAGGAAGCACAGAACAAUCAGGACCGGAACUCGUACGGUCAGAGGAGCUCUGGUUCGAGGAUGGCAGCGUUAUCAUCCAGGCGGAAUCGACACAAUUCCGCGUUCAUAAGACCAUCCUCGCUCGCUCGUCGAGCAUAUUUCGCGACAUUUUUGAGAUCGGUGAACAAUCUGCCUCUGAGGCCGUGGUUGAUGGAUGUCCAGUAGUCCACGUCUCCGAUUCAGCAGUCGAAAUGCACCAUUUCCUGCUUCUUUUAUAUGACCAAAAAUACGCUCCGGGCAAGCUUCCGACUCUCACGCAAAUCAUGGCUAUGUUACGACUGGGGAGAAAGUAUGACGUUGAUUUCCUUUAUCAAGAGGCGUUGCGGAGGCUUCAAUUCGAGUUUCCGAGCACUUUGGCGGCAUUCAAUCCAGGCCAGCCAGUAUAUAAACAGUUCAGUUGGCAACCAGGUGCUUUGUUCGACGUUGUCACUCUUGCCCAGGAGAUGCGCAUCCAUUCAAUCUUACCUGCCGCAUUGUUCUACUGCGCGGCCCUACCCUUGAAGGCACUUUUUUCAGGACUUGCGCGGGAGGAUGCUACCAUUGCCACUAUUCCAGCAGAAGUGCUUCAAACUCUCCUCAUCGGCCUCGACGCGCUCCUGGGUUCACUAGGCCAUAUCAGCUUGAAAUGGAUUCGUGGCAACGCGGGCAGCCCGUUGUGCGACUCGCCCCAGAGCUGUAAGAAUUGGCGGGUGACCUUGUUAGAAAUUGUUUUCAAAGUGAAGCCGGAUGUGCGCCUUUGCUUGGCGGACACAAGGGGAUUUGAUGCCAUUCUCGGUUUCCUUUGUAGGUCCUGCCGUAAGCAUGCUCGCUCUGAGCAUCAAAUCGGCCGUGGAGAGAUUUGGCAAUCUUUGCCUCAGUUCUUUGGCUUGGAGAGUUGGGACAGAGCCCUCUCUCCGGACCCUGGUCCGUGGCCAAUGGACUCUCAUGACCUGGCUACUUGUGCUGAGUGA